CGCAACUCCACCACUUUCAACUGCAUGGCUGCUACGACGACGACGACGACAACAACAACAACAAGAACGACAACAGUGACAACGCAUCUAUACUGCUCCAUGCAGUGACACAGAGAGAGAGGGAGGAAGCAGUCCUGGCCAGAAUGCUUUGUGGAGCUCGUCGUACACAGGACUAUCCCAAUAAUAUCGACCAUGAUACCCACGAUCAACAGGGGCUGGAGGCUGAAAUAUCAACUCUAACCUGACGCCCCCAAAAGGAAUGACCAGUGGCUUGAUGCUACAGGACCUUCCGCAUGUUGGUCUCAGGGAAGAGGAACAAGACGAGAGGCGCUGUCAAGGUGGUUCGUUUCUCACCCGGAUUCGAGCUUUUUGCAGCCUCAGCCAGGGAUUCUUUUUCUUUUUCUUUAUAAGGUCCCACAUCCUAGCAGGCAGCGAGCAAUCAGCAUUUCCAUCACAGAACUUGGGCUAGAGAUUUCAGUCCUGUGUUACAAGGGCUGCUCCAUCAUCAUGGCCAUAAUAAUAAUAACCCUUGCAGUCGUGGUAUAUAAGGAGGCUGCUGGUCUGGAGCAGGUAGGUCGACUUUGCUGGGACUGUCAGUUGCGGUCUUGUCUGGCCUAAAUGUUGGGAAGAGGAAACAUCGAGUUACAGGAUAGUGAAUGCGAAGAAAUCUAAUUUGAUUGCGGAAAGCCACAACCAAUAUAUCGAUACUCCGUACUCGGCCUGGGCUUUCUAAAAGGCAAAUGGCUCCGGCAACAGCUCAGAGUGUGGACGAAGAGACGCCUCUGCUUCGUUCAGAUGGAGGUGACGGAUUCCCAGGUUACGACAUAGCCAGGGCUCAGUCUGUUAUCAGUACAGAUGGAAUUGAUCCCACGAUUCAGGCUGUUAUGACUCCGGAAGACAACAGAUCCUCCUGCACCAACCAUGGAGCAGCAGCAGACAACCAAGAGAAAGAGGCACAUCCUCACUUCAUCAACGUUACCCAAAAAGAAUUCUGGGCCGUCUUCUCCGGAAUUCUGUUCGCCUGGCUUAUAGCCAUGUUUGACUCUACACUGAUGGCCUCCAUCCAUCCUGCCAUUACCUCACAUUUUAACGCCGCGAACUCUGCAGCAUGGCUCUCUACCGUCUUUCUGUUGACUUCGACUGCCUUUCAACCUGUGUUCGGCCGCAUUUCCGAUGUCUUUGGUAGACGGCCGGUCUAUCUGUUUGCCGUUGCCGUUUUCUUCAUCACAACCGCCUGGUGUGCUACUGCUCAGAGCAUCACCAGCUUCAUUGCUGCUCGCGCCUUUUGCGGGUUGGGUGCCGGAGGUGUCGUCUCGGCGGGGAUGAUAAUUAGCUCUGAUCUCAUCCGGAUAGAGUACAGGGGCAUGUAUCAGUCAUACAUCAACCUGUGUAAUGGCAUCGGCUCGUCAUUGGGCGUCGCUUGCGGUGGCUAUAUUGCAGACACUCUUGGUUGGAGGGCUGCGUUUGGUAUCCAGCUGCCCUUCAUCUUUGUUUACUUGAUAAUAUCAUAUUUUGUCGUCCCAACUUCCCUGGGGCCAGAACUCGCUCGCAACGAAGGCUGGACGCUCGUGCAAGCAGUCAAGACCCUUGAUAUAAAGGGCUCGUUUCUGCUCAUCACCGGAGUCACCUCAUUAUUACUUACUUUGAACCUGGGAGGAAGCGUCCUGCCUUGGUCUCACCCUGUCAUCAUUGUGUCUCUUCUGGUGUUCUGUGUCUGUCUGAUUCCAUUCCUGAAGAUCGAAGCGAGGGCCAAACGACCGGUCAUGCCGCUGCCCUUGCUGUCCACCUUCCCUCAGGCAAACCUGAUCCUGUCGAACUUCUUCGGAACAAUGGUUAUCAACACCAUCCUGUUCAACAUGCCCUUGUUCUUUCAGGCGGUCAAGCUGGAGUCUCUAACCAGUUCUGGACUGAGAAUCCUUGCGUCUUCACUGGCUAUCAUGGCAUCUAGCGUGUUCACGGGCUUCUUCAUUACCUGGAGCGGACGCUUGAAACCCAUGCUCAUAAUAGGGUUCGUCUUUUUCAUCAUUGGAUGUGCCGUCACUAGCUCCAUGAAUAGAGAUACUCCCGGGUGGCUUGCAAUACUCUUUCUCUUACCAUCAGGCUUCGGUCAGGGCUUCGCUAUGCCAGCCACUUUGGUGUCGACUCUUGCAGUCAGCCCCCAGGCUGAACAAGCCGUCACCACCACCACUCUCAGCCUCUUCCGUAAUCUGGGAUCGGUCUUCGGUGUUUCGGUAAGUAGCUGGACACUGCAGAACGCUCUCAUCUACUACCUGACGCAGAGUGUCACCGGCAACGACAGACAAGACGUCAUCAAGCGGGUUCGCCAGUCUAUUACGGAAAUACGUCUGCUGGACCCAAUACAUCAAAGUGAAGUUAUCCAAGGGUAUGAGCAGGCGCUUCACCUGACAUUUAUCGUCGGUGUUGCAUGGGCGACAAUGUCCCUGCUACUCGUACUCCCCGUCAGGCUAGCUCGGCUAAGCCGAAAAGCAUGA
This is a messenger RNA of Trichophyton rubrum CBS 118892, 2492 nucleotides long. RefSeq lists its product as uncharacterized. Gene Ontology annotation, molecular function: basic amino acid transmembrane transporter activity. The transcript has 2 exons. The record is from RefSeq and is a predicted model, not a curated record. Gene Ontology annotation, cellular component: fungal-type vacuole membrane. The coding region runs from base 741 to 2492 and encodes 583 amino acids. NCBI's taxonomy places the organism in Eukaryota, Fungi, Ascomycota, Eurotiomycetes, Onygenales, Arthrodermataceae. Gene Ontology annotation, biological process: transmembrane transport; basic amino acid transport.